GGGGCGUGCAGGUUGAUAUAAAAGGCAUGCAGUUGAGGGGCAAUGGGAGAAGUCGUCUCCAUCCAAAUUGCCGACCACAUAUCAUUACCUAACCUCCUCCAUUUCAUAUUCCAACAUAUAUUGCUGAUAUAAUUAUCAAACUUCUCCAGAAUGUCUGGCACGAGCGAAACAUUUCAUUCUAUCAAGGAGCAGCUUCGCAAGGCAGAGUCCAAAGUCUCCGGACACCACGGCGGUGAUGUUCCCUCGGGGUCAGACGUAUCCCAGAUGAAGUCCGUUAUCGACUCCACAACCGAUAAGCAAGCCGACAUCGACCGCCGCAAAGCCAACCUGCCCCUUCCCGAACAACCAGCUGGCGAAUCAGGACUUGUAUCAGCGAAUAUGAAAACUACAGGCGGAGGAUCUGGCGCGGUAGCGUCAUCUGUGGGAACAGGGGAAGAGGCAAGUGGUUUACGGGAACCCGUAACAGCGGAGAGUAGCCUGAGGACUUCUGGGGAUGAGACGAAGAAGGAAACGGCCCCGUGUGGAAAUGUGGGGAGACAAGGGAAAGAAGGGCUGGAGGAUAUCCCACAUGAUGCUAAGGUGAGAUAA
Molecule: messenger RNA, 588 nt
Organism: Coccidioides posadasii C735 delta SOWgp
Lineage: Eukaryota; Fungi; Ascomycota; Eurotiomycetes; Onygenales; Onygenaceae
Source: RefSeq, a predicted model, not a curated record